Molecule: messenger RNA, 1563 nt
Organism: Sus scrofa (pig)
Lineage: Eukaryota; Metazoa; Chordata; Mammalia; Artiodactyla; Suidae
Gene: SYF2
Product: SYF2 pre-mRNA splicing factor
Cellular component (GO): Prp19 complex; catalytic step 2 spliceosome; post-mRNA release spliceosomal complex
Source: RefSeq, a predicted model, not a curated record
CUUACGCUAGUUACUAACCUGUACUGACGCGGCAGUCCAAAGGCUGGCGGAAGUGCUCCGAGUUGUUGCCGGAAGUGGGAAAGGAAAGGCUGUAAUGGCGGCUGCUACUCUGGUCGAGAAGGUGCCGGGGAACGGCGCAGAAGAGCAGCAGCCCCCACUGGGGCCCGAGGAGCUAGCCGCCCAGAAGCGCGAACAGAGACUGCGCAAAUUCCGGGAACUGCAUCUGAAGCGGAAUGAAGCUCGUAAAUUAAAUCACCAGGAAGUUGUUGAAGAAGAUAAAAGACUUAAGUUACCUGCAAAUUGGGAAGCCAAAAAAGCUCGUUUGGAGUGGGAACUACAAGAAGAAGAAAAGAAAAAGGAAUGUGCAGCAAGAGGGGAAGACUAUGAGAAAGUGAAAUUGUUAGAGAUCAGUGCAGAAGAUGCAGAAAGAUGGGAGAGGAAGAAGAGGAGGAAAAACCCCGAUCUGGGAUUUUCAGAUUAUGCUGCUGCCCAGCUUCGUCAGUAUCAUCGGCUGACCAAACAGAUCAAACCAGACAUGGAAACGUAUGAGAGACUGAGAGAAAAGCAUGGAGAAGAGUUUUUUCCAACAUCCAACAGUCUUCUUCAUGGAACACACGUGCCUUCCACAGAGGAAAUUGAUAGAAUGGUGGUAGAUCUGGAAAAACAAAUUGAAAAACGAGACAAAUAUAGCCGGAGACGUCCCUAUAAUGAUGAUGCAGAUAUUGACUACAUUAAUGAAAGGAAUGCCAAGUUCAACAAGAAGGCAGAAAGAUUCUAUGGGAAAUAUACAGCUGAAAUUAAACAGAAUUUGGAAAGAGGAACAGCUGUCUAAUCCAUUACUUCAGGAACUGUUUCGAGAAGCUUCAAAAUGGAGGGGAAGUUUCUGUUAGCAAACUGAUGUUGUCUUCAGUUAUACCAGUGAGCCAGAGCUCCUUCUAUGCUUUCCACUUAGCAUUUAAAAAUAAAUGUUUUUUCUUAAACAUACACUUCCACGUAUGUUUUCCACAAUUUUGUGCUUGGAUAUAAGAUGUAUUUCUUGUAGUGUACUUGUUUUGUAAAAAUCUACUUUGUAUAAAUUCUAAUUAUAUUAUUUUUCUAUGUAUUUUAAAUGUGUAUGUUGAAUCUUUGAAGCAUUUUGGGUUCAAGAAUGCCGGCAGCAUAUGUAAAUGCAGUCAUUGUUAACUUUGAAUGUUGUUACUAAUUUGACAAAGAUCUGGAACGGGACUCAGGAACCAUUUGGGGUUGUAGACUCUGAAGCUAAGGAUGGCGGUGAGGGAGGUGGCAGUGGCUCUUGGAGGGUGGGUGCAGGCUCUACCCCGGGCUGCUUAGGACCAACUUGGAGAAGUAACAACUCUCCAGCCAUGAAUAGUGACCAUGUACCGUCUCUCCUUCCCCACCCUUUUUUGGGGGUCAUGCCUGAGGCACGCGUUAGUUCCUGGGCGAGGGAUCCAACUCUUGUCGCAGUAGUAGCAAUGGGUCCACCAGGGAACUCCCUGCAGUUCCCUUUUUAAAAAGUAAAUACCUGUUGGAAUAGAAUACCCAGUAAAUACUUUGUAAAACAAA